UUUGAGGUCAAAGGUCAAAAAUGGCCAUAAAUGACCUUGUCCGGGCCUUAGCUAUGUUGUUCAUUGCCAUACAUAAGCUUCUCUUGUUUUGUGAGACAGCAUGCAAAAUAUUCUGUGUCAAUGCAGAAUGUGGGGGUAUACGUCACGUCAGUGACAAAGCUCUAGUUAUAUAAUAUUGUCAAUGGGACACAGUAAUAUUAAUUUCUAUAUGGAUGAAAUGUAUAUGAAGUGCUGCAUGUACACUUCUGAUAAUGGUUGUGUUAAAGCGGAAAUUCAACGUUUUGGUAAAUUGAGCAAAAAUUGAAAAAAAAAAUGUUUGAAAUAUGCACAUUUUAUUUGUAGUUAUGAUAUUUGCGAGGAAACAGUAAUACUGAACAUUUAUCAUGCUAUACAAUAUCCAUUAUAUGCACAUUUUCGUUGUAGUUAUGAUAUUUGCGAGGAAACAGUAAUACUAAACAUUUAUCAUGCUAUACAAUAUCCAUUAUAUGACAAUUUCAAAAACCUGAAAAUUUUAAAGUUCUGUUGUUAUUGUUAUAUUUUGUGACAUUGGUCAGUGGUUCGAUUUAUUUUUUUUAUUUUUUUAUUAGCUCGACUUUUUAUAUAUAGUGGAGCUAUGGACCUACUCACCCUGGUGUCGGCAUUAGCGUGAGCGUGAGCGUUGGAAUGUUAAAGUUUGUGUACCACCUCAAAUAUUUUCUAUGUCCAUUGACAUAUUGCUUUUAUAUUUUGCAUACUUCUUUACCAACAUGACCCCAAUCUAUAAACAAGAGCAGACAACUGUAAAAAGCAUUUUGUAAGAAUUAUGGCCCCUUUUUCCACUAAGAAUAUGCAUAUUAUUGAUAAAUCUUUGUUAAAGUUUGCAUACAAACUCAAAUAUUUUCUUUGUCCCUUGACAUAUUGCUUUCAUAUUUUGCAAACUUCUUGACCAACAUGACCCCAACCUUUAAACAAGAGCAGGCAACUGUAACAAGCAUUUUUUAAGAAUUAUGGCCCCUUUUUAUGUCCCCCAGUCUAUACUGGGGGGCAUAUUGUUUUUUCCCUGUCUGUUUGUUUGUUGGUUUGCACAUAUAACAUUCAGGCCAUAACCUUUGUUAAAGUUACGUACCACCGCAAAUAUUUUCUAUGUCCCUUGACAUAUUGCUUUCAUAUUUUGAAUACUUCUUUACCAACAUGAACCAGAUCUAUAAACAAGAGCAGACAGCUGUAACAACCAUUUUGUAAGAAUUAUGUUCCCUUUUUAUACUUAAAACAUUGAAAAUUUGGUUAAGUUUUGUGUUUAGGUCUACUUCAUUCCUAAAGUAUCAAAGCUAUUGCUUUCUUACUUGCAACACUUACUUACUUUAAUAUGGGCACUGUGCAGGCAAAGUUGUGUAACUCUGAAUGGCAUUAUGUCAGAAUUAUGGCCCCUUUUAUAUUUAGAAAAUUGAAAAUUUGGUAAGUUUUGAUUUUUGUUCCACUUAACUCCUAAACUAUCAUAGCUAUUGCUUUCAGAAUUGGAACACUUGCUAAUUAUCAUAAGGGGACUGAACAGGAAAAGUUGCAUAACUCUGGUUGGCAUGUUGAUGGAAUUAUGGCCCUUUUUUGACUUAGUAACUUUGAAUAUUUUGUUAAAUUUUGUGUUUAGAUCCACUUUACUUCUAAAGUAUCAAGUCUUUGGCUUUUAAACUAUCACCUUACUAUCUUAUUAGUUCUUUUAUGUCUUGACAAAUGUUCAAUAGGUUGUGGAAAAUAUACCUCUAUAAAUGUACAACUUCUUUAAAACAUAAGCAAUCAUGCAAUAUGUUUCAUUUAUGCUCCUCUUCCAGUUAGAAUAUGACUAUAUUACCUUGACCUUAUUGACCCAUGAUGGCUUACGUAAAACUGUAAAGCACUCAAAUAGUCGAGCGCGCUGUCUUCUGACAGCUCUUGUUCUUGUUUUAUACUUGAGCUUUUUUGGUCCGAUGUUUGUAUAUAUCAAUUUAAAGCAUAUAAUGACAACUUCAAAACAUGCCAAAAUCUGUGAACAAGUCCCAUUAACCUUUUGACUUCAAUUGACAUUUAUGUGAGUAAUUUCAUCAAUAUGUAGUUCUUCAUUUAUUUAAUUAGCUAAAAGUGCAUAUUGGAUUGAUAAAUGAUUAUAUAACACAUGUCAGAAAAAGACUGUCAUUCCCCUAAAUAAUGGGCAGUCAUUUUACCGUUUAAAUAAUUAAUGCUUUAAAAACAAACUGUGGACAAGUCUAUUUUUCCCUUCAGGAUGUCAUACGGUUUAGUACUCUUUGACUGUGAUGGAACAACGGCCGUUGUUCAAAGGCGUCAACUUCAAGAUGAUGCAACUGUGGGACAGCGAUGUCAUCUGAAAGCAGCUGGGAACCACCUUUGUGAAAUCUUACAGCUUGCAGACACAAAGGAUGCACUAGACCAAUGGGAGCGAGUGUGGUCAACAACAUCAAGGAGCAAGAUGAUUGACCAAAAGAGGGACAGUGGAGAAACUAGUGGAUUUCUUGACCAGCAGAAUCUUCCACCAUUUGUUCUUUUGGACCCAGUAACUGUUGUAACCGACUCGGUUGUUCCCGAACACUCUGGGAAACGUAAGAAGUCAUCUCCAAAACAACAAAUCAGAAAACGAAAGAAUGAAAAAAUCCCUAACCCAAGACCCAAGAAAGUGACCCCUAAACCGAAAGCUGCAUCGACUCCGAAGGCAACUCGAAAAGGGGCAUCACAUCCACAAGAUGCCUCAACUCCGAAAGAGGCAACAAUAUUAUUGGGCUCCAAUGGAAGACAAUUGAAUGUCCUGAGUCAAACAGACGUCUACAACGGCCCAGGAGCAAAACCUAACCGAGCCCCUGUCCAUGUGGCUGACCUGAGCCAGGACCAACAGGAGCUGUUGGCAAGUCAUAUCAACAGCCAACAUUGCCACAAAGCAACGAUGACUGAGCCUGCAAUGACUUUUCUUACUGCAGAAGAGGUAGCAGGCUACGUUUGCAUAAACUAUGUGGGUAAAAAGCUUGAUGGUUUUGAAAAGAAACUUGACUCAUUUGAGAGUGUAGUACGAAGUGUUGAGAAACAGUUACGAAGGUUGGUGGCCUGUGAAGUUCUAGAGGCUGUUUCUGGUGAUGUAACUGUUCCUGAUGCGUUUGAUGUCAAUGAUGCGCCUGUCAGUGCUUGUGACGUAAAUGAUAAUUCUGUUGUGUCUUUAAGUGAUGCUGUUUGUCAUGAUGUUGUGUCUAUUGGGCAUGACAGUAUUUGUUUGUCUGGCGGCAGUGUUGUUAGUAAUGGUGUCAUGACUGUAGCUGGGUGUGAAACUAGUUGUAGAGCAAAUCCAGAUGCAUCUAUUGCUGGCAGUCUUGUAGGUCAUGAUAGUUUGUAUGUAGCAGGUGGGUUUGCAGGGUAUCAUAGUGUGUCUGAAGCAGGUGGGUUUGCAGGUCGAGAUGGUCUGUCCAUAGGAGGUGGUGUUAUAGGUACAGGUGGUUUUUCUGUAGGAGGUAGUGUUGUAGGUCGAGAUGGUCUGUCCAUAGGAGGUGGUGUUGUAGGUACAGGUGGUUUUUCUGUGGGAGGUGGUGUUGUAGGUGGAGAUGAUCUGUCCAUAGGAGGUGGUGUUGUAGGUACAGGUGGUUUGUCUGUAAGAGGUGGUGUUGUAGGAAGAACUGAAUUGUCUGCAGGAGGUGCAGUUGUAGGUAGAAAUGGUUUGUCUGCAGAAGGUGGAGUUGAAGGUCGAGAUGGUCUGUCCAUAGGAGGUGGUGUUGUAGGUACAGGUGGUUUGUCUGUAGGAGGUGGUGUUGUAGGUAGAACUGGUUUGUCUGCAGGAGGUGCAGUUGUAGGUCGAGAUGGUCUGUCCAUAGGAGGUGGUGUUGUAGGUACAGGUGGUUUUUCUGUAGGAGGUGAUGGUGUAGGUAGAAAUGGUUUGUCUUCAGGGGAUGGAGUUGUAGGUAGAAAUGGUUUGUCUGCAGGAGAUGGAGUUGUAGGUAGAAAUGGUUUGUCUGCAGGAGGUGGAGUUGUAGAUAGAAAUGGUUUGUCUUCAGGAGGUGGAGUUGUAGGUAGAAAUGGUUUGUCUGCAGGAGGUGGAGUUGUAGGUAGAAAUGGUUUGUCUUCAGGAGAUAGAGUUGUAGGUAGAAAUGGUUUGUGUGCAGGAGGUGGAGUUGUAGGUAGAAAUGGUUUGUCUGCAGGAGAUGGAGUUGUAGGUAGAAAUGGUUUGUCUGCAGGAGAUGGAGUUGUAGGUAGAAAUGGUUUGUCUGCAGGAGAUGGAGUUGUAGGUAGAAAUGGUUUGUCUGCAGGAGGUGCAGUUGUAGGUAGAAAUGGUUUGUCUGCAGGAGGUGGAGUUGUAGGUAGAAAUGGUUUGUCUGCAGGAGGUGGUGUGGUGGGUCAUGAUGGUUUAGCUGUAGGCCAUGUCAUGGAAGGUCAAGAUGUUUUUUAUGUUGGAGGUGGUCCAGUUGGUUUGGAUGUUAAUUCUGUUGGAAAUGGUGAUAUCCGAUGGGGCGUCAGGUCAAGAAGUGGUUUUUCUGAUCUAGAUGUUGUUAAUAACGGUCGUCUCUUUGAUAAUGUAAGUGAUUUGAUUUCCCCGCAUGUUGGAUAUGGUGAAAGGGAUAGGGAAUUAAACAGUGGAUUAAUUGUGUAUGAAAAUAGUAGGGAUGAUGAUAUGGAUGAUGAUUUGGGUGGUGAAAGGGUUGUGUCUGCUGAUAGGGUCCCUUUGAGGUCAAGGUUUGAGCAGCUUCCAGUGGUUAUAAGGUCAUGUAUUGAUAUGCAGUCUGUUUCAAAAAAUGCGCCUGUGAUGCUUCAUCCAGACAUUUUAGAUAGUUUGAUUACUCAACAUGACGGGAACAUAUCAAGAUUUGUGUGGGAUUUGACUAAACUUUUGUAUUCAAAUGAAGAAAUGAUAGAUAGCUCAUUCAAUGGCAAGGGAACAAGAAAAGCAUUGUCGCCGAGAAGAAAAUCGCUUAUUCUAAAUGGAGCGCAACAGGCAUUUCCUGGAGUUGGAAAAUGCACCCAGUAUAUUGCCACCGCCAUCAACAAUGGGUUAAAAAAUAAAAGAACCUAUCAGAGAAAGAACUAAAGAAGAAACUUUGGGAACUCAUUACCAGUAAUGAAUAGAGCACAGUGAGAAUUUAGCUAUGCUUUAACAAUAUGUGUUGUGAAAAGUGAUUUGUACCAGUAAAACAUUGUACGAAAUUGUCAUUUUUUUAGGAUUAAUUGGGCUUUAAUUUAAUUUUGAUACUCUUCAUUUAAAAGUAUGGCAUUGUUUAAAGUUUAGUUUACAAUAACCAGGUCCUUUUUGUUGUAUUUUAUUGUCAUUAAUUUUUUCAGUCAAAGAAUACACGAGUCUGUCUUGUAUCCUGGUUUUAUGUUUGCUUUAUUAAUUAUAUUACAUAUAAAGUAAAGUAGUUAUCCUAUCUACAAAAAAUAACCGGUUUUCCACUUGAAUGCCAGGUGUAACGUUUUGGUUCUGGGUGACCAUAUUGCACGAAUCGAGUAUGGACUUUAUUUGAUUCCUGCUGUUUAUGUGUGUAUCUUUUUAACCAUAAUUUGUCUUGAUUUGGGUUGAGUAUUGUAUUAAAAGCAUCUCCUAUUAUAUAAGUUUUAUCCAUAUUUUGCAGAAGAUGUUUUUCCAGUUUCAAAAAAAAACUUGUUUCAUCUUUGUUUGGUCCAUAUAUAUUUAUUAAGGUGAUUUUUUGAUUAUUAAUAAUAACAUCAAUUGUGCAUAAUCUACCCGGUACUCUUUCUUUAAAAGCGCCUAUACUUACAUUAUCUUUUAUUAAAAUUCCUAAACCUUCACUAUUUGAUUUUUUCCCACUGUAAAAACAUAUUCCACUUCAUUCUGAUUGCCAUUUCUUUUUGAUAGCUCAAGACAAGCUCAAUCUUUGACAUGUAUCAUGAAGUAAACACACUGUUUAAUUAUUUUCUUCAAACCAUUUGAAUAUACUUUGCAUUUUAUUAUCAUUGUUGAGACCACUUACAUUUAAAGAACAUAUUUUUUCAUACAUUUUUAUCUUCAAAAGGCUUUAUUUAUGUCUAAUUGAAAAGUGCUGAAUCUUGCCUAUGAAAUUUAUAAGAAUACAUAUUUAUAACAUCAAUGAGGCUUAUGAGUUAUGAGCCUCUUCGUCGACUUAAACCAGGUUAUAGAACUAGACCAAAGUUAAGUCAAAUUACACUGAAACCUUUGUCGCAUGGUAGUGCAAUGUUAAAUAACAUACAUAUAGAUAUGAACACUUUUGCCAUUUGUUGUCUCUUGUCUAUGUUUUGCAUGCAAUAUUAUGCUUCAUUUGUUUGUUAUUGUUUGUUAUUGAUGGAUGUGAAACCAGAGAAAUAAAUAUGCAAUAAGCUC
This is a messenger RNA of Dreissena polymorpha, 6295 nucleotides long. Its product is annotated as trimeric autotransporter adhesin AtaA-like. The transcript has 8 exons. The coding region runs from base 2234 to 5026 and encodes 930 amino acids. Lineage: Eukaryota; Metazoa; Mollusca; Bivalvia; Myida; Dreissenidae. Gene Ontology annotation, molecular function: DNA binding. The record is from RefSeq and is a predicted model, not a curated record.